Fraxinus pennsylvanica is the source of this 1464-nucleotide messenger RNA. The record is from the annotation of a GenBank genome assembly. Lineage: Eukaryota; Viridiplantae; Streptophyta; Magnoliopsida; Lamiales; Oleaceae.
AUGAUAGCGGCUAUAUCUUGGGUUCCAAAAGGAGCCUCAAAGACAGUCCCUAUUGUGGCUGAGCCUCCUAGUAAAGAAGAGAUUGAAGAGAUCGUGAAGAGCGGUGUUAUGGAGAGACGUGAAGAUAGCGAAGAUGCGGAAGAUGAUGAGGAUAUGGAAGUUGAUGCACUUAUGCAAGAUGAAGUUGCUCAUGCUAUGGCUGCUGCUAAUGCACUUGGCAAGGCUUCCAAGAGCACAAAUCCGGAAACUGACAGCAUAGCAGAUGCUCUUAAGGAACUAGACAUGGAUUACUAUGAUGAAGAGGAUGAUGGUGUUGAGUUGUUUGGCUCAGGGCUUGGAAACCUAUAUUACCCUAGCAAUGACGUAGAUCCGUAUCUGAAGGAUAAUGAGGAUGAUGAUUCUGAAGAGGAAGAGGAUACAACCAUAAAACCGGAGGAUGCUGUCUUAGUUUGUGCACGCAAUGAGGAUGAUGUCAGUCAUCUUGAGGUUUGGAUACUAGAAAACACGACAGAUGGUGAUUCUAACAUGUAUGUUCACCAUGAUAUCAUCAUCCCAGCAUUUCCACUAUGCACCGCAUGGCUUGAUUGCCCGCUUAAAGGUGGAGAUAAAGGGAACUUCGUCGCUGUUGGCGCAAUGGAUCCGGCUAUUGAAAUAUGGGACCUUGAUAUUAUGGAUGAAGUUCAGCCAUCUUUUGUAUUGGGUGGCAUCGUAGAGAAGAAGAAAAGGGGAAAGAAGAAAAUAAUCAAAUAUGCGACUGGUAGCCACACUGAUUCAGUUCUUGGACUUGCUUGGAACAAGGAAUACAGGAAUAUACUUGCCAGUGGGAGUUCUGACAAAUUGGUAAAGAUUUGGGAUGUGACUACUGGGGAAUGCAACCUAACCAUGGAUCACCAUACAGACAAGGUCCAAGCUGUAGCAUGGAAUCCUUUUGCACCUCAAGUCCUUCUCACCGGAUCUUUUGAUCAUUCAGUAGUUAUGAAAGAUAGCAGGAUACCCUCUCACAGUGGAUUUAAAUGGUCAGUCGUUGCUGAUGUUGAAAGCUUGGCAUGGGAUCCGCACACUGAACAAUCUUUUGUGGUAAGUCUUGAGAACGGUACGGUUAUAGGUUUUGAUAUUCGCACAGCUAGCUCUGAUCCCAAGCCAAGUUUCACUCUCCACGCUCAUGACAAAGCAGUUUGCACAGUUUCAUACAAUAGCUUGGUCCCAAAUCUACUUGCAACUGGUUCCAUGGAUAAGACAGUGAAACUCUGGGAUUUAACGAACAACAAGCCUUCGUGCAUUGCAUCCCAGAAUCCAAAAGCUGGAGCUGUAUUUUCAGUUUCCUUCUCAGAAGAUGCUCCCUUCUCACUGGCCAUAGGAGGCUCCAAGGGAAAGUUGCAGAUGUGGGAUCUGUUAUCAGAGACCGGUGUUGCUGGAAGAUAUGGGAAGUAUAUCAAUGAGCUAAGGCGCCGCCCACAAUCCUGA